UCAGUAUACAGCAAAUGAUCGCACAUGUGAACAGCUGAUUUUUGUUUACCUAUUAUGUGUCGAUAGUCCUCGCCAAUUGCUUGUCGAAAUGGGUACUGCUGAAGGAGAGAACCUCACACCAUUGAUACCCAUGCCUGCUAAGAAUGUAGAUAAGAAAUGUGAGAUGUGCAAGCAGGAACCGUCCAAGUACACCUGUCCAAGAUGCCUGAUAAAGACAUGCUGCCUAUCAUGUGUGAAGACCCACAAGUCUCAGAGAGGAUGUUCUGGUGUUAGAGAUAAGACUGCAUACGUUCCUAUCAAGAAGUUCACAGAGGAUCACCUUUUGAGCGAUUACCGAUUGUUAGAAGACAUAGACAGGAAGCGUUAUUCUGCUCAGCAAGAUGUGAAAAGCAAACCAGGCUACUUGAACUUUAGAUGGAAGCUUGUGAUUAAAAAGGCAGCUGAGAGAGGUGUAAGGCUGAGACUGUUACCACAUUUCUUCUCGAAGCACAAAGAAAACUCCACAACAUUUUUAAAGAAACCCAAGGUGUUAGCUUGGCAUGUGAAGUGGAUUUUUCCUCUUUCUGGUGCUGAAUUCACAGACAUAAGGCUGAACGAGGACGUCAUUUUGAGAGAAGCGUUAGACAAGUAUCUUCAUCCUCAAAAAGCCGAUCCUGUCAUCCUUCAAAGAUUAAAGAAGUACUGUUCCAGAGGAAUGGAUGAUGUAAUGGUUUAUCUGAAGGUUGAGGACACACCUGCUAACACUGUAAGGUACCACAGCAUAGGUUUAGAUAGGACUCUUGGUGCUAACCUAAAAGGGAAGAUUGUUGUAGAGUACCCAACAUUCCAUGUUGUAUUACGAGAGAAUGCUGAAGAUUAUCAUUGGCAUGAUGAUGAUAAUGAAUCCCAUCCAAGUUCUUCAGAAUCAAGUGGUAACUCAACAGAUCUAAACCUGACCAAGGAAGAAAAGGAUAUUGGAGAAAAGGAAAUACUUCCAGGAGAAUCAACGUCACAUCGAGAAGAUGAUAGGACUCAGCCUACCAAUAUACAGGACCAAAAUAUAGAUGAUGGUCCCCCGGAAGAAACACCAUCACACCAAGUGGAAGAUACCAGAUGAAAGUGAACAAAAUAAGAACUGUAAUUUCUGAAGGUUUCCAUGGCAAAGAAGGAAAGAGGGUAGAGGUUUCGCGGUACACCAUUAAUUCUUUUUGUGGGAAAGUAUUAGUCCUGAAAAUGACCACCCAUGAUGAAAAUGAGUAUACAUAGCUUUCUUUUACAACUUUUGCUCAUUCUCUUAUAGUCGGCAAGAAAGCACUUGCUGAAAUGUCAAGUUUGGGUAGUCCUUUUGAGGACCAACACAUACCCACAAAAGAAUACAUGUUGUACUGUGACAUUAAGAACUGUUGCAUUCUUAGGUCAACUUGAAAGGUCAUAGAUUCACCAUUUUUUUUUUUUUCAUCAUUCAUCCCUAAAUACAUUAUCAUUCUUAUCAUGUGUAUCAAAUUCCAAGAGUUGAUACCUUAAAUUCAAGGUUUUAAAUUGAAUUAUGUUUCUUAAAUAUUUUGACUUCAAAGUGAAAUUUGUCACCUCCUUUAUUGUGUGUGCACUUGCAGUGCGUACAAAGUCUUUUACAGUGGGAAGAUGUCACCAGCAGUGACAAACUAAACAGCAUUAAAUAGAAUGGUGUCAAAUGUCAUGAUAAUGCCAAUAUUCUUUCCUUUUCCUUUAACUUUAUAAUUCAUUUAUUAAAUAAAUGUAAGCGAAUGAAGUCAGAUGGUACUUCUCGAACCCAAAGCCCAAUGUCAACCCAUCAGUCCUAUCUGUCUUACCCUUUAAUGUCAUAAAUACAUGUGUACCAAAUCACCAUUGCAUUUGGGCUCAGCUUCAUGAAACAGGUUCAAGUCUCAGGUUCAUGUACAUUCCAUCAAAAUGCCUACAAUGAGUAUGUGUUCCAUGGAGUGGUCAAUAACUAAAUCCUGUGACAGUUUUGUGAAAUGGGGUCCCUGACUGUUCUGACUCUAGUUGAACAUGUCUUUCUGGAUUUGUUAUGCCUAUUCACAUAUAUUUAUUGAGAGGAUGCCAUUUUAGUAUGUUUGCUAUUGUCUACAUACCUUCCAAAUAAAGGUUCUUGAUGAAUUGUGGGCUUGUUAGAAGAGUGCCAGAAAUAGCAACAAGUGAUAAAUGCAAACUAGAUUCCAAGUAUUUGUUGAACAUUGCAUAAUGAAAUACCUUAUAAUGAAGUACAGUUAUCAGGUCCAGGAAAGAACUGUUUAUAAUUUUAAUUACUUUUUUGAGAUAUGUCUAUUUACUUGUUCAAUAGUUCAUUGCUUUUAACAGUUUUUGUUUCCUCGGGUCUAAUAAUGAUAUUAAUUAGCCUGAAUGAACUAUCAUUAGGAAUCCACUUUGCAAGUAUAAUAUUAUAUGUUGGGCAAGCUCUUGGGUUGUUUGGAACAACUAACCGCCCUUUCAAACGGUAAAAAAAAAUCGUAAUUUGAAUGAUUCCAGUGAAAAAUAUGGCUAAUGACGAAUAUUUAACACGUGUGAAACCAAACUAGAACGUGAUUAGAAUCACGAACGCUAAUCACAGUCACGAUAACAAUAGGAAUCAUCAUUACAAUGAUGAUUCAAGAUUCAUGUGUGAAGAGGCCCUAUGAUAAUUUUUAGGGUGAAGUUCCAACAUGCACCAAAAAAAAAUAACAAAUGCCCAUUUCUGAUGAAGAACAAAACAAGUUACAUCUGCACUGUUGCUGUGGUGUGUGAUAUUUAAAGUUGCCUGGAAAAAAUAGCCUUUAUACUAUGGAUGAAUUUAACAGGGGGGGGGGGGGCUAGAUGCAUUUCUUUGUCGGGUCACGAGUUCUCAAUUGUUCGGCAUACCAUAGAGGUAUGCCACGUUUGAUGCCACAGGAAUUAAAUGUAUAAGACACCAAAUGCUUGAUUGGAUUUUUCUUGCAGGUUUUGUUGACAAAAAGAUUCCUGCCUAUAGACUACAGAGUUAUUGGCUAGAUACAAAAGGAAAUAUGCUUCUGUAAUGAUAAAAACUUUCACUGUCUCUGGUCGGGUAAUCAAGUUUUUCGCAACUGCAACAGGGACAGAUUUAAGGACACGGUAAAUGUAUUGAAAAUGCCCGUCAAAUGACAAAGAACAGCUGGGAGGCCUUUGUCGAAAAUUGGUAAACGGGAAGAGUAGCUUCAUCCUAAGAUUCUGAGCUGGCGACAAAUUACAAAUAUGUUGUUUGUCCGGAAGCCAUGAUGAAAUUGCUCUUUUGAUUCACCAAUUUUUCGACAGACUUCAUGGUUGUGCUUGUCAUGAAGGGCAUUUGACAAUAUAUUUUCUAUGUUCUUGAAUCCGUCGUGCGUCAUGGAAACGAAACUCCCUGAUAUGAGCAGACACAUAGCUCACUUUUACAAGGGGACAGCAAUCAUAUUUCCUCUUGUAAAUAAAUGAACUCAAAUUAUUUUCAUUAUUGUUUUUGUAAUAAGGAUUACGUGAAAGUUAAUAAAUUUACGUGAAAGUUGCUUCUUUUAUAUUCAACA
Messenger RNA from Lytechinus pictus (painted urchin), 3512 nucleotides. RefSeq names its product box C/D snoRNA protein 1-like. The transcript is spliced from 10 exons. Gene Ontology annotation, cellular component: nucleus; pre-snoRNP complex. The coding region runs from base 89 to 1096 and encodes 335 amino acids. Gene Ontology annotation, biological process: snoRNA localization; maturation of LSU-rRNA from tricistronic rRNA transcript (SSU-rRNA, 5.8S rRNA, LSU-rRNA); box C/D snoRNP assembly. The record is from RefSeq and is a predicted model, not a curated record. Lineage: Eukaryota; Metazoa; Echinodermata; Echinoidea; Temnopleuroida; Toxopneustidae.